UCAGUUGCCGAAUGUGCUCGUCUGUGUGUGUGUGCAGAAAACUAAAGGAGAGACUGCUGAUUUGAAGAAGGUAGUUAUUGCAACGAGAAAGGAAAGGGAAUAUUUAGCAAAUCUUUUAAAAGACUAAACUGGACCAGAGGACCUCUCUCCCUUGCAUACAUGUGUUAAAGGGAGGGAGGGGAACUGGACUGAAGGAUGUUUGAAUUACCCUCUACAGUAGUUAACUUGCGAGAGUAUUUUUGCUGUUAUUGAAAAGAGAAGUUUAGGUUCUAGUUGAGAAAAACAAGAUAACUCGAGCGCAAUGGAGAGCCAACUACCCGAGCCGCAAAGCUACGAGGACGUUCGAAAGAGCGGCUAUCUCCGCAAGCAGAAAUCCAUGCACCGGCGAUACUUCGUCCUCCGGACGGCCUCGGAGAGGGGCCCGGCCCGGCUCGAAUACUACGAGAGCGAGAAGAAAUUCCGCGGAAAGACACCCGUCCCCAAGAAAGUCCUGGUGCUGGAGACGUGUUUCAACAUCAAUAAGCGGGCUGAUGCGAAGAACAAGCACAUGAUAGUGCUGUACACUAGGGCGGAGAGUUUUGCAAUCGCGGCAGAAAACGAGGCGGACCAGGACGAAUGGUAUCAGGCCAUGGUGGAGCUGCAAUGCAAAAGUAAGGCGGCUACUACCGACACCAGUCUUGGAGGGGACUAUGGUGUACCCACCCCAGGCCCCGCCUUCAAGGAGGUGUGGCAAGUCAAGGUGUGGCCAAAGGGGCUGGGCCAGGCCAAGAACCUGGUGGGCGUCUACCGGCUGUGCCUGACCGACAAGACGGUCAACUUCGUCAAGCUCAACUCAGACGCCGCCGCCGUGGUCCUGCAACUGAUGAAUGUGCGGCGCUGCGGUCACUCCGAGAACUUCUUCUUCGUGGAGGUUGGUCGUUCCGCGGUCACGGGCCCCGGGGAGUUCUGGAUGCAGGUGGAUGACUCUGUGGUGGCCCAGAACAUGCAUGAGACCCUGCUGGAAGCCAUGAAGGCCCUGAGCGAGGAGUUCCGCCAGCGCAGCAAGUCACAGUCCAACUCCGGACCAGGAGGGGGCGCUACAGCCUCCAACCCCAUCAGCGUCCCCUCGCGACGCCACCACCCCAACCCGCCCCCCAGCCAGGUGGGCUUCACCCGCAGGCCCCGCACUGAGCCGCCUGGAGGGGCUGGAACUGGGGGCAACAGUGCCAACGCAUCGCCCACUCCCCGCCACAGCUUCCCCAGGUCACGCACAGCCAGUGACGGGGGUAAAGGUGAAGAAGGAGUGGGUGGAGUGUGUGGAGGGGUAGGGCAGAGUUCCAGUCCUACUACCAACGGGUCCUACUCCACCACGCCCAUCCUCAAGUCCAAAUCGGCCUGCUCGGCCCCCACCCUGGCCAAGAACAACCCCCUGGGCCUGAUGCGCUCCAUCUCCAGCCCAGCCCCCUCCCCGGCCCCCAGCCUCUCCUCCAGCUCUGGCCACGGCUCAGAGUUUGGGGUAGUGGUUGGUGCGACCGGAAGAGGUGGUGGAGGAGCAGGGGGCGGUGCAUACAGCCGCGUCCCCUCCCACAAUGCUUCCGUGUCGGGCUCCCCCAGCGACUAUGGCUCCUCGGACGAGUACGGCUCCAGCCCUGGGGAGCAAUCCUCCCACUCCCUUCUGGCCCCCUCCCCCAACAUGCCUGGAGGGUCAGCCGGGUCGGGCGGCCUGGGCGGCCAUGGUCAAUCCCUGGAUGACGAGGCUGCUAACUACAUCCUAAUGGGCCAGUGUAGUGGAGCCACGUCAUCUGGCUCUCUGCCUGCUGGUGCAUCCAGCUCAGCCCCUUCCCACCAGCCCCAGACCAGGAGGGUCCUGCGGCGCUCCUCCAGCCGGGAAUGUGAGGCCGAGAGGCGGCUGCUGAGCAAGCGGGCGUCCCUGCCGCCCAUGGCCCUGGAGCGCCUGGUCACACGGCCCCGCAGGGGGGAGGAGGAGCAGGACGAGGACGCGGCCGACUACGCCAUUAUGUCACGCAGCACUAGCAGGGAGUCCUUCACCACCUCCUCUUCACGGAGAGACUCUGAGAUAAGCCCCGGUGGAGGGGUGGGAGCAGGGGGGUACCUGGACGUGGCUGGAGCGUUGGGUAGAGGUGGAGGUAUAGUGCGGGAUAACGGCUACAUGUCCAUGCUACCGGGAGGAGUGACCCAACCCCCUGUCUCCCUCACCAACUCGCUUUCCGCCUCUGUUGCCGACGAGUCCAAGCCAGCGGACGACUACAUGGCCAUGACACCCAACAACAGCGUAUCACCGCCACAACAGAUCCGGCCCCCUCCCGGAGACGGCUACAUGAUGAUGUCACCCAACAGCAGCUGUUCUCCGGACCAGCGUGGUGGCCUGGCAGGCGGGGCCUGGGUGGGCAGCAGCAGCGCAGACAGCCGGGCGGGCAGCGACUACAUGAACAUGUCCCCCAUCAACGCCCGCUCGGCCAACAGCAGCCCCCCUCCCCCUGAGCAACUCCCUCAGGCAGACCACCAUCCCCUUCAGCAGGCCCCCAAGAUGGUCUACUCCUACUACUCACUGCCCCGCUCCUACAAACACACGCCACCUGGUGGACACUUUGAGGACGGCCGAGGCAGGAGGCCCAAUGGGAGCGGUGGUAGUAGAGGGGUUGGCAGGGCAGUGAGUGGUCGUCAGGACCCAAAUUUGGGUGCGGUCCAAGGUCGCCACCUGUCCUUCUCCUCGUCCUCAUACUCCUCCAGCUCGGCCAGCAGCGAGAGCCUAGGGGAGAACGAGGAUAGGUCUUCCCAGGGAGCAGGCCCCUCAGGUGGGGGAGCUCACUCUAAAGACAUAGGGCUCCUCCAGCAGAGACAGGCGGCCCCCAAGCAGGGCCAGCAAGGGCGAGCCAGGACCCGGCCGGUCAGCCUGUUUGUGGACGUGUCCAAAGCCAACACCCUCCCCAGGGUCCGGGAGAACCCCCUCCCCCCGGAACCCAAGAGCCCAGGGGAGUACGUCAGCAUCGAGUUCAAGCGGGACAAAAGCACCAGAGGAGGGCCAGGAUGUGGGGGAGGGAGGGGACUCAGACAUGGGAUGUCCCUCCCUCGCGGUUCCAGCCAGCGCCCCUCACACCAGCCCGCGUCCUGCCUGGGGGGGUUCCUGCCUCUCUCCUGCAGUCCCUCGGCCCCCCUGACGCCCCUCACCCCUCCAUUAGCCUCUGAGUAUGUCAACAUGGACCUGGGGCCCUCUCCGUCCCCCUCGCCCCUCUCCCUGACACCGCUGGGCUUCCCUUCCUUCCCCACCCCUCCUACGCCCCCUCCCAUAGCCCGGGCACCCAAGGCCCACGGCGAGCUCAGGGUGUCCCCUCAGCAGCAAGGGGGAACCGAGGGGGCUGAAGCGGGAUCCAGGAUAAACAGACAGACUACCCCCGUGGUGGUGACUCAAUCAGAGUCCCCUACCUCCUGCGGGGACUAUACAGAGAUGGCCUUCAGCCUGAACAACAACACCGUUGCCAGCUCGACGUCCAAUAACACCUCCCCCAAAGCCUCCUCCCCAGCCAGGCCCGAGCCCCCAGUCCCUGUCCUCACCCUGGGCUUGGACUUCCCCCUGGCCAAAACCGGGCCCAAAGUGAUCCGGGCCGACGCCCAGGGCCGCAGACGCCACUGCUCCGAAACCUUCCUCGCUUCCCCCUCUCUCCCUCCCCAAUCCUCCUCUUCCUCCUCCUCCAACUCCUCGUCGGCCGCCUCCCUCUUCCCGGAGCACGCCCAGGCUGUGGCUCGCCGGCUGGGGUUUGAGGGCAUGCUGUGGGGAAACGGAGCAUCAGCCGAGCAGCUCCCCUUGCAGUUCCUCCAUCCCGGGCCGGGCCUGCCCUCUGCCCAGGCUUUAUCCAUGGAGCAGGGCCUCAACUACAUAGACUUGGACUUGGCUAACAAAGAGAGCCCUCAUUCAGCCCUAGACGGGUCUUCAACUGUCCAGGCCAACCCCCUUCGCCUCUACUCGUCCAUGCUCACUGGGGGGGCUGGGGCGGGGGUGUCCGGGGCUAGAGUGGGGGGCAGUGUAGGCUCCAACCUCAACACCUAUGCCAGCAUCGACUUCUACAAGUCAGAGGAGCUGCGAACGCAUCAGAACGGAAACAAGGAUGGUACAGAAUGCUGAUGUCUAUGCCCUGGCCUUGGAAUUAUGGGGGGAAAUGACGGGAGUCUUGGAGAUCCCUAAGCUCCUCCUCAUCCUUUUGUGACAACCAAUGGGAAGAGAGGAGAGUUGGACUGGUCACACCCCUGAAGCACUUUGGAAAGACUUAUGGAAAACUUUUAUUUUGUUGCUUUCAGUUUAUUGGUUGUGAUACCAAUGGGGAUGAGUGCCAAUGAUAGCCCGUGAAGGGAAGACUCUAAGAUAAUACGAGAGGAGAAUAAAGACUGACCGCGGACUGGGAGACAAUUCUAUUUUUCGAUCAUCAACCUAAAUGAAAACACAAUUAACCAAUCAAAAAGCAGGAUUUCAUCUAAUGAUGGCUGAAUAUACAUAGUAUUGUAAGGAAAUGUAUAGAAAUAUAUAUCUGCUCAAAAGUGCCUCAUUUUUUUAUUGUAGCCAUUUUACAAAGAACGUAGCAUUGACUAAGGAAGUGAAGAAGCUUCUUUGUGCUCCUUUUCAAGUAGCAUAUGUUGUGGCAACCAGAUUUAACGGACAAAGAAGAGAGCACUGGUACUGGUAUAUAUUAUGAAUAAUAACGGUGAUGAUGAUAAUGAUAAUAAUUAGCUGGCCUUACUGUGUUACUGUGAGAGAUGUUAACGGCAUAGCUUCUAUUGACUUUGUGCUCAUUGCUUCAAUGUAACUGAUGGAUGUCUCCCUCUUUUUCAAUAUCUCUAUCUCUCUCUGCCCACACCUCUCAUCCAAGAAUGCAGAGUUAUUCUUCAUCACAUACCAACAUGCCCACAUACUAUACAAUAUGCUCUGGCUCAGAACAAUAUGUAUUUAAUGCACAAAGAGAGACACUUGGCACUUGUUGCAGGUAAAGACAACUAAAAAAACAAUUGUAUGGAACUAUAUUUAACUAUACAUUUUCGCAAUAGUUAUUUCAAAUACGUUUAUUAAUUAUAACACAGAAAUGGAUUACUCCACAGUUUCCCUAGUCUUAGCUUAUCUAUACUGAACAAAAAUAUAAACGCAACAUGUAAAGUGUUGGUCCCAUGUUUCAUGAGCUGAAAUAAAAGA
Coregonus clupeaformis (lake whitefish) is the source of this 5176-nucleotide messenger RNA. Its product is annotated as insulin receptor substrate 1-B. NCBI's taxonomy places the organism in Eukaryota, Metazoa, Chordata, Actinopteri, Salmoniformes, Salmonidae. Bases 302 to 4120 code for a protein of 1272 amino acids. Gene Ontology annotation, molecular function: insulin receptor binding; phosphatidylinositol 3-kinase binding. Gene Ontology annotation, biological process: insulin receptor signaling pathway. The record is from RefSeq and is a predicted model, not a curated record. Gene Ontology annotation, cellular component: cytosol; plasma membrane. The transcript is spliced from 4 exons.